AUGUCCGAAAGCUGGAGUCAUCUUACUCAAAAUCCACUCAGUACCACGCCAGGAUUUUUAGGCGAGAUCUAUACUGGCGAGAUGUAUCAAAUCAAGUCAGAGAGUGCCGUGUCAGCUUCAACUAAUAUUGAAGCUCAGUCCGAUGAGAAGAAUUCCAAAGAAUAUCUGCCGGGUGAAAGUUGGUGGGCUCAUUGCCUACGUACAACAUCCCGCUGUACCAUCUAUGUCACAAUCGGCCUUUUUCUUCUUUGCAUCGCCAUCGCUACGGUAUUAAUUCUUAUGGCUACCAAUGUCAUAUAUGUUCCUCCUAGGAACCACACGGGCAACCGCUAUGCACCCUCUGGGGUAAUAGAUGAUCCUACUAAACCCAUCCGUCCACUGAUGUAUGGGGCCUUGAUGAAUCGGAGUCAGAUCAGCACUGGUGUUGAAAUCUUGCCAAUAGACACAACUGUUUCUCUUCCCACCGUGACUGAUCCCACUGGUCCCACUGUCAGUAUCUACCCCAUUACAGAUGAUACAGUGACUAUUAAAAAAGAUGGGUUCGUGACACAGGUUCGCCCUUCCCCCACACAGCACUGA
Penicillium malachiteum is the source of this 579-nucleotide messenger RNA. RefSeq lists its product as uncharacterized. The transcript has 2 exons. Lineage: Eukaryota; Fungi; Ascomycota; Eurotiomycetes; Eurotiales; Aspergillaceae. The record is from RefSeq and is a predicted model, not a curated record. Bases 1 to 579 code for a protein of 192 amino acids.